GAACUCAUGUGACACAACAACACGUGAGACAAAUGUUAUGCAAUUGUAUUGAUUUGAAAGUGAUUUGAAUUGCGAUCACUAAUUGGGUCCCAAAAGUGAUGACCAAACCAUUGAAAUGCCGAUUAUUUCUGGAUUCAUACGAAACACGAAUCGCUUUAUACGAAAGUAUCCAUAAUUUGCCACAAAUUCUUCAAUUAAUGCAAACAAACGACAACUUGUGUCUCAUCAACGCUAAGACCGUCUUUGAUGUCAAUCACCUCUUAUGUGCGAUCAAUAAAUCGAUUGGUUAUAAAAUGAUUGACAAAUUGAUUACAAAACAAGUGAAUAAAGAGAUUCUCUUCAGUUUAAGUUUGUCUAAAAAUAUCACAGACAGUCUGAACACGUUUGGAGUGAAGCCGAGUGACCACACGUUGCCUAUAAUUGCCAUAAGUGUGGAUCAAAUCAACGACACCUUAAAUACAUAUUUUUUCGAUCAAAUUGACGGCAAAGCGCUUCCAAUAGAGUCACUCAAGUGUUUGCGCGACGACUCUCUUAUCGAUCGUAUAUAUAAACUGAAGGACACGUCGAGUGAAUCAGAAAAAUGGGAUCUAAUUGUCUCACGACUCGCCACCAAAGAUAUCAUUUGAAUUGUUUGUAUAAAACUUAUAUUUUAUAAAAACAUUAAAUUAACCAUUCAUUAAAUGUUAA
This is a messenger RNA of Medioppia subpectinata, 687 nucleotides long. The record is from the annotation of a GenBank genome assembly. NCBI's taxonomy places the organism in Eukaryota, Metazoa, Arthropoda, Arachnida, Sarcoptiformes, Oppiidae.